CUGACAAUAGGGCCUACCCCGUUUAAAGCGGUUUAUGUAUUUUAUACUUUCCACAUUUCUAAUGUACAGUACUGUAGUAUGGUAUGCCUUUUCAUUAUUUUAAUCUUGUGACCGCAAUAUAAAUAAUGCAGUGGAUAUUGUUACACCAGUAGUAAACAGUGGCGUAAAAGUCUUGAAUGGGCGCUGAUGGGGGCGCGAAGGUACGAUGAACACAUGCAUGUGUAUAUCGAAGGCGCACAUAUACAUAAUCUAGGAGACACCGCAAGAUUUAAGUGUAAAGGUAAUAGAACCAAUGAAAGCAGUUUCCACUGGUCAUCAUCUCCAGCUACCUGUAUAAUACAGGACAUGAUGAAAACAUGUAAGGCAGAAUGCAUCAUACCAAUCACAGAUGAAAUGCAUGCAUUGAUUAUCAAAUGUGAAAUCAAGGAAGGUGAUGUAUCAGCAAGUAAAUCAAUAGUUUUACAUGUAAUACAAGAUAAGCCUACUGUAGAAAAAUUGAAUGUGCAAAUUGAAGGAAGCAACCAAAGCUACGAAGCUGGACAGCCUGUUAAACUCACUUGCAAAGGAAAUAAAACAUCAGAUGCCAACUUCACUUGGUGUAUAACCCCCAUGUCUCCGGAUGAUGAAUACGUAUGGAAAGGUAUGAGAGCACCAAUAAUGAGUACUGAAAAUAUAACUGCUGAGCAGAAUGGGACCAGCAUUACAUGUGGAAUAAAAGAAAACAUUUAUUCUGGAUCAGCAAACUUUACUCUAAUAGUGUCAGAAGAUAGCAAAACACGUGAACCAGAACCAG
Messenger RNA from Anneissia japonica, 793 nucleotides. RefSeq lists its product as uncharacterized. NCBI's taxonomy places the organism in Eukaryota, Metazoa, Echinodermata, Crinoidea, Comatulida, Comatulidae. The annotation marks the transcript as partial. The transcript is spliced from 3 exons. The record is from RefSeq and is a predicted model, not a curated record.